AUGCGAGACAGAAUUGCUAUUGUGAAUUUAAUGUUAUAUAGCAGAGCACCACAUGUUACAUUUCCUAUGUCAUUUCCACCACAAUGCAAUAUCAACGCAUGUGGAAUUUUGUUGCAUAAAUUAAUGAUGCUGUUACCUGUGCCAACAACAUCGUCCCAUUUCAUACCAGAUUUGCCUGCUCAUCGCAAAAAACAAUUAUUAUUUUUCAAAAGACCUAAAUUACUACCUGAAGAUGAAUGUAGGUAUCCAUUCCGAACAAUAGGAGAUAGCUGUUACUUUAUCAGCAAGGAGAAAGCGACCCCAGAUCAAGCAUUUGCAUUGUGUGUACGACAUGGUGCAUAUCUUGCAAAUUUUGAGACUUUAGAAGAGGCCAUGCUGAUGAAGUAUGAACUUCAACAAAUGAAAACAGGUUUACACUUUCAUUUUGGAGGGCGGAACAUAAACAGAUAUAUCCCUCGCGGAGACUGGAGAUGGAUACAAAACGGCAAAUUGAUCAAGAUGAAAUACAAAGCGUUUGGUAACGGACAACCAGACGGAUCAAAUGCUGGCCCACAAGACUGUAUAAUGUUUUAUGCCGGAGAAAGAUAUAUCUGGCACGAUAUAUACUGUGACCAUCCUUCAUGGAGUAGUGGUUAUAUUUGUGAAAAGUGAUAAAAUAAUUUAAAAAAAAUAUGUUGAUGA
Mytilus trossulus (common blue mussel) is the source of this 681-nucleotide messenger RNA. RefSeq names its product perlucin-like protein. The record is from RefSeq and is a predicted model, not a curated record. Gene Ontology annotation, molecular function: signaling receptor activity. The transcript has 4 exons. Lineage: Eukaryota; Metazoa; Mollusca; Bivalvia; Mytilida; Mytilidae. Bases 1 to 651 code for a protein of 216 amino acids.